Sclerotinia borealis F-4128 is the source of this 1353-nucleotide messenger RNA. The record is from the annotation of a GenBank genome assembly. Lineage: Eukaryota; Fungi; Ascomycota; Leotiomycetes; Helotiales; Sclerotiniaceae.
AUGACCAUUCCGACCUCUUCACGGUCGCUCUUUGGAGCUUCCCGUACAUUCUUACAUUCCAAUGGCUUGACUCCAGUGGUUAAGCAGAUCAGACGCAGAGGAUUGGCAGAUGCUUCUACAAAUGAUAUGACACUCCCUUUAAAGGGGUACAAAGUAUUGGAUAUGACCCGAGUGCUCGCAGGUCCAUAUUGCACGCAAAUAUUAGGAGAUCUUGGUGCAGAAGUGAUAAAAGUCGAGCAUCCUACCAAGGGCGAUGAUACCAGACACUGGGGACCUCCAUAUGCGAAAUACUUGGAUGGAUCAGGGAAGGAGGGGCCUGGAGAAAGUGCAUAUUUCUUUGCUGUAAAUCGAAACAAAAAAUCUCUCGGAUUGUCAUUUAAACAUCCAUCGGCAGUCAAGAUCCUCCAUAAACUCGCUGCCGAAAGUGAUAUUCUCGUUGAGAACUAUCUACCGGGCACGUUGAAAAGAUAUGGGAUGGACUACGAAACUCUGCGAGAGAUAAAUCCACGACUAAUCUACGCUUCUAUAACUGGCUAUGGUCAAACAGGUCCAUAUCGAAAUCGAGCCGGGUACGAUGUUAUGGUAGAAGCCGAAAUGGGACUGAUGCACAUCACGGGGAGUAGAGAUGGACCUCCCGUGAAAGUAGGUGUUGCCGUCACAGAUUUGACGACCGGCUUGUAUACUAGCAACAGUAUCAUGGCUGCUUUGUUGGCAAGAGGAAGGACGGGAAGAGGACAAUACAUUGAUGUUGCUCUAUCGGAUUGUCAAGUUGCCACAUUGUCGAAUCUGGCGAGUUCAUGUUUGAUAAGCGGGGAGAAGGAUGAAGGGAGAUGGGGAACUGCGCAUCCAUCGAUCGUACCUUAUCGUUCGUAUAAGACAAAAGAUGGGGACAUCUUAUUUGGUGGAGGAAAUGAUAGAUUAUUCGGACUUCUAUGUGAUGGACUUGGACGCUCUGGGUGGAAAAAGGAUCCCAAAUUUGUCGUUAAUACAGAAAGAGUUGCCCACCGAGCAGAGCUAGACAGCUCUAUAGAGAAGAUCACGCAAGAUAAAACAACUAAAGAGUGGCUAGAUAUUUUUGAGGGAUCCGGGCUACCAUAUGCAGCCAUCAAUGAUAUCCAAGGAACAUUGAACCAUGAGCACGUGUUGGCAAGGGAUAUGGUUAAGGAGAUGGAUCAUGAAUACUGCGGUCCCAUCAAGAUGGUCAACACUCCCGUGAAAUAUAGUGAGAGCAAGCCAAGCAUAAGAACAGUACCUCCUAUGCUAGGACAACAUACCGAUGAGAUUCUUAGGGAUGUUCUGGGUAUGAAUGAAUCUGAUAUCGAAGCACUGAAGGUCGAAGGUGCCGUAAAAUAG